CCAUGCUGAUGGAUCCUGUGGAUGGACAAAUUCUUGCAUCACUAUUGGUCGGUCCCUGCGCCUUGGAGUACACCCAAGUCAAGACCGCCGACCAUUUCUGGACGGACCCAUCAGCUGACGAGCUCGUACAGAGGCACCGCAUCCACAGUGGCCACUGUCGACAGGAUUCUCCCUCCAGGAGGCCUGCCCUGAUUCAAAAGAGGCAGUCCAGUGGCAGCAUGGACGACCGCCCUUUGGUGUGGGCAAGAGAGUACGUGGAAUCCCUGCACCAAAAUUCCAGAGCCACGCUGCUUUUUGGCAAGAACAAUGUCCUGGUGCAGCCGCGGGACGACAUGGAGGCCAUUCCUGGCUAUCUCUCCCUGCACCAAACGGGAGAGCUGAUGACACUCAAAUGGACACCCAAUCAGCUCAUGAAUGGCAACAUGGGGGAGCUGGAUUCUGAGAAGAGUGUUUACUGGGAUUACGCCAUGACGAUUCGCUUGGAGGAGAUAGUCUAUCUCCACUGUCACCAGCAAGUGAACAGUGGCGGAACCCUGGUGUUGGUCAGCCAGGACGGCAUCCAACGGCCCCCUUUGCACUUCCCCAAAGGGGGCCACCUGCUCCAGUUUCUCACCUGCCUGGAGACGGGCCUCCUUCCUCACGGUCAGCUGGAGCCGCCGCUUUGGAACCAGAGAGGAAAGGGAAAGGUUUUCCCCAAAUUGCGCAGGAGGAGCCCGCAUAGCUCAUGCGACUCGGUGUCUGAUAAAGAGGAUGACGAGGCCACGGAUUACGUGUUUCGGAUCCUCCUUCCUGGCAAUCAAAUGGAGUUCAGUAAGUUCGAUAGAUGGACAAUGCUAAAUUGCGAUGAGGUUUCGGCAAUGGAAGAUUGUGACUCUCCUUUGGCGGUGGGCGUCUUGUCAUUCUGUGCAGUGCCCUUAGAGCUGAUAGACCAGGGCAUGAACAUGUGGCAACCGCCACCCAGGAAGUCCUCUGGGUCUUCCUGCUCUCAGACCGGAUCAUCUGAUAGCUCAUUGCCGAGUGGCUGCAAUCAGGAAAGGGCUCCUCUGAAGCUCCUCUGUGACACCAUGAAGUACCAGAUCAUCUCCCGUGCAUUCUAUGGAUGGCUGGCGUACUGCCGUCACCUGUCCACCGUUCGCACCCACCUCUCUGCUCUGGUCAACACCACCAUAGUCUUCUCUGACGUGCCCUCGGAUGCGCGGGAAGGUCUCUCUGCCGACGUCUGGGCCACGUUUCUCAAUGACAGCUCUGCCUAUGAGGAGCUUGAGAUACACAGGCUGGUCUAUUUUGGAGGCGUGGCACCUUCACUGCGCAAGGAAGUCUGGCCCUUCCUUUUGGGACACUACCGGUUCACAAUGACGAAGAAAUCCAGGCUUGAGAUUGAUGAGCAGAUGCGUCUCAUGUACGAGCAGAUCAUGAAGGAAUGGCGAGGCUGCGAGGCCAUCGUGCAGCAGAAGGAGCGCGAGAAACACGCGGAAGCCCUCGCCAGGUGUUUGUCCGGCAACAGCGUCGAGCAAGCGCCGGUGGUGGAGCAGGACUCAACCAUUAGCACAGAUUCAUCUCUAUGCAGCAGCUCAGAUCCGCACAACACGCGCUCACAAAGUGACUCCAGUUGUAGUGCACCGGUAUUUGCAUCAGUCGAUACUGUGGAUCCCCCAGAGAUGAGGCCUGAAGGAGUGCAAACAGAGCCCGAGAGUACAACAAAGGGCAUCUCAGCUGCUCCCUCUGUGUCGAGCAACCCAUUCUGUGAGAAUGUAUCGAAAGCAUCACCGGCUUGCGACAGCUACCUUCUUUUAACGGGGCCCGCUUUUAUAUCUGCAACCUCUCAGCAGUCUGCGAAGGCAUCGGGCAUCUUGAGUGAGGGAUCGACAGCCGAAUCACUGCCAGGGAUGGUCAAGGUGCUUGAGUCAGUGCCAAAGGAGAGCCUAUUGGCGAGUGACAAGAUGGAGAGGAACGAAGCCGAGGAGAAACCUGAAAACACAAAUACUGCAAAUGCAUUCAUUGAACGAAGAGCUCCACCGGACAAUACCGAUGUUAUCAAGCUGGAAAAAGAGAUUCAGAAUGAGUAUUUCCAAGCCCCACCACUCGGACAGACCCUUCAAGCACAAAAUAGACUCGAUCAAGAAAAUGAAUCGUCUGAAAAAAACAAUAUCGCAAACAUCGAGAGAGAUCCAGGGAGUUCUGAAAAAGAAGAAGCAUUUGACAGCCUGCACUCGCAAUUGUUGACUGCCUGUCUCUUGGAGGUAGACAAUGCUGAGUCGGCGGAUUCUGUGUCGUCUGAAGCCAGAACUGUGCCGGGCUUCUCAAACUCACCGGUCAGGCAAGUACUCGAUGCUCUCCAGUCGGCAUCCCGCGGGAGCCUUUCCCUAUCGUCCCAUACUUGGCAGUCCCCGGAUUCCGAUGACUCUCCUUCCGCUCUGGAGAUGGAGGACAUUCCUGCCGGGGUGGCUUGCUUAAACCUCGAAGAACUGAACACCAGGCCCUUGACGAUACUUGCGGCCCCGCCCGCGUGUCGAGCUCAGAGAGCCAAGCUGGCAUGCGAGGAUCUUGUGGACACCGCUUGUAACACCAGUCCUGAGGACACCGACCAGGGGCUGUCUGAAGAUGAACCUGAUGUGGAAAACAGCUUUGCCGAACCAGAGUCUGCUGAGGCGGUCGCAGAGUCCAUACGGCAAGACUCCUCGGCUCAACAAAUCUACACUCAAGAGACCAUGGACAUGUACCUAAUCAACUUGCAUCGCAUUGACAAAGACGUCAGACGAUGCGACCGCACAUACUGGUACUUCACUCCCGAAAACCUGGACAGGCUGAGGAAUAUCAUGUGCAGCUAUGUGUGGCAACACUUGGACACGGGUUACGUCCAGGGCAUGUGUGACAUACUGGCCCCGCUGCUGGUUAUCCUGGACGACGAGGUGAUGGCGUUCAGCUGCUUCACCGAACUGAUGAAAAGGAUGAACCAGAACUUUCCUCACGGGGGCGCCAUGGAUUCUCACUUUGCCAACAUGCGCUCGCUCAUUCAGAUCCUGGACUCUGAGCUAUUUGAGUUGAUGCAGCAGAAUGGCGACUACACCCACUUCUACUUCUGUUACCGAUGGUUCCUACUGGACUUUAAAAGAGAAAUGGUGUACGAUGACGUUUUCUCUGUGUGGGAGACCAUCUGGGCGGCGGCAUACACCACUUCGGAGCAUUUUGUGCUUUUCAUCGCACUGGCUCUGGUGGAAAUGUACAGGGACAUCAUUCUGGAGAACAACAUGGAUUUUACUGACAUCAUCAAGUUUUUCAAUGGUACGGUAAAGUAUAUACCGUGGCCCCAUGACCAGUUCACGAUUUACCGGUCGAUCGCGAUCGACAUAAUCUGCACCCUUGAAUUAGCAGUACAAUCUUUUUUUUUCUUCUUACAUUGGACCUCCCUUUGUCUUCUCAGAAAUGGCCGAGCGACAUGAGAUCCCGCGGGUCCUCACGAUGGC
Molecule: messenger RNA, 3464 nt
Organism: Hippocampus comes (tiger tail seahorse)
Lineage: Eukaryota; Metazoa; Chordata; Actinopteri; Syngnathiformes; Syngnathidae
Product: small G protein signaling modulator 1-like
Exons: 18
Coding region: 3-3440 (1145 amino acids)
Biological process (GO): activation of GTPase activity
Molecular function (GO): GTPase activator activity
Source: RefSeq, a predicted model, not a curated record